GUGAGGGUGAGUGGAGCGGCCAUGGAGGGCGACUGCCUCAGAUGUACGAGAUACGUCAUGUUCAUCUUUAACUUGUUCAUAUUUGUGGGGGGGUCCUUCCUGCUGGGUUUGGGGGCGUGGGUGCUUCUGGACCCGCCGGGCUUCAGGGAGGUGGUGACCUCUAACCCGCUGCUGUUCAUGUGUUCGUACGCGCUGCUGCCGCUGGGGGCGGUGUUCUUCCUGUUGGGCUUCCUGGGCUGCUGCGGAGCCAUCCGAGAGAACAAGUGUCUGCUGCUCGUCUUCCUCACGCUCAUCCUCUUCAUCUUCCUUGCUGAGCUUGCCGCGGCCAUCUUGGCUUUCCUCUUCCGGGAACAUUUGACCAGAGAGUAUUUCACCCAGGAGCUGAAACGGCACUAUCAAGGCCACAACGACACAGACAUCUUCACCUUCACGUGGAACGCCAUCAUGACCAUAUUUGACUGCUGUGGCGUCUCCGGCCCGGAGGACUUUGAGCAGAGCCUCUUCAGGCUCCUCAGUCCCCAUAAAACGGUACCCGAGGCCUGCUGCCGGAGGAGAGGUUACCACGGCGACAUGGAGUACAUCAACAUGGAGGAGUGUGUUAGCGGCACCGCUGCCUUCAGACACAACGAGGGUUGUUACUCAGCCAUGCUGGACUUCUUGCAGACCUACAUUUACACGGCAGGGGCCCUGGCCGUCGUGGUGCUUACCACCGAACUCUUCGCCAUGGUGUCCGCUAUGUGUUUGUUCCGGGGGAUGCAGUAACCUCCACAAACCUCCCCACAGCCACCCUGAGCUACGCAGCGCGACACCAGAGUGCAGAAGGAGAAAACAGAACCCCUCUGAGCUACGAGAGUAUUUGUACUGUUGUGUCGGCGGACACGUGGUGUCAGUCGGUCCUCGGCUCGGUUCGUCUGAGAGGGGACGGAACUGACGUGAAUUUGUGAAGCGACUGACAUCUCAGGGACAUCUUGAAGGGUUUCGGUGAAACAGCAGUUCGGCAUCAAAUGAAGUCAGCGCCCAG
Messenger RNA from Lampris incognitus (smalleye Pacific opah), 1021 nucleotides. Its product is annotated as tetraspanin-18-like. NCBI's taxonomy places the organism in Eukaryota, Metazoa, Chordata, Actinopteri, Lampriformes, Lampridae. Gene Ontology annotation, cellular component: membrane. The record is from RefSeq and is a predicted model, not a curated record. Bases 22 to 762 code for a protein of 246 amino acids. The transcript has 7 exons.